AUGAUAAUGAUAGUAUAGUAUGCAGCAUAUUUUUACAAUGAAUAUCUUUUAUAAAACACACUUGUAGAAGCUGUUUUAAAAAGUCUUGUUCUAAAUUACGACUCUCUCAAAAAUUCACAAGAAAAAUCUAAAAAAAUUACAUAUAAUAAUAUACAAAAAAUAGCAAAGUAAAAACUACUUUUUAUAAACAUAAUAAAUGAACUUUCGAGAAUUGAAUUAUUUUUAUUGAGUCUUUAUGACAGUAUCUAAAUUAGUAAAAUCUCAUAGUUAAAAUUUCAGAUAGCUAAUGAACCUAAGUCAGAAUCAUUUGAAGGAGUAUUCUCUAUGCUAUCUAAUAAAAGUUUAAAUAUAAUAAAUGAGGAAGAAUUUAAAGAUUUGUUCAAUGCAUUUAUAUUUAACCCAUUAGAAGCAAAGAAAAUCAUGAUUCUAGAAAAUAUUUAAUGA
Messenger RNA from Paramecium octaurelia, 444 nucleotides. The record is from the annotation of a GenBank genome assembly. Lineage: Eukaryota; Ciliophora; Oligohymenophorea; Peniculida; Parameciidae.